Molecule: messenger RNA, 1296 nt
Organism: Cuscuta europaea
Lineage: Eukaryota; Viridiplantae; Streptophyta; Magnoliopsida; Solanales; Convolvulaceae
Source: the annotation of a GenBank genome assembly
AUCUUAAGUUUGAUGACUGGAGGAUCCGGAUGAAGGCACAUCUCUGUGCCCUUCAUGAUGAGAUGUGGGAAGUACUGGACAUUGGGCCAUUCACAAGCUUCCAGAAGGUCAACCCUGAGCAUGCUAUAGAUAACACCAGACCUCUGAUGAUCAAUAAAGCCAAAUCUGAGUGGACCACUGAAGAAAGGAGAAAGUAUAAUCUGGACAACAUUGCAAAAGAUAUUCUCUACAAGUCCAUAGAUGAUAGAUACUUCAACAGAAUAAAGAAGUGCAAGACUGCCAAGGAAAUCUGGGAUACACUUGAGCUCAUUGGAGCUGGGGAUGAGCAAGAGAAAGACAACAAGCUGACGAUAGCUAACAAGAAAUUUGAUGAUUUCAAGCUUCUCUCUGGUGAAAGCAUCUCCAAGAUGUAUGACAGGCUCCUCACCCAUACCGGAGAGAUUUCUGAGCUUGGCAAGGAACUCACCACCAAGGAGAUCAACCUCAAAGUGUUGAGAGGUCUUCCUUGAGCAUGGAAGAUGAAGGUGGUUGCUGUUCAAGCCAGCAAGGAUGUGAAGACCUACCCCACAGACAUGCUCAUCUCAGACCUCAAAGCUCAUGAGUUCGAGAUGAUUGAAGAAAAGGAGGAUGUACCAGAAGAAAGGACAACUAUAGCCCUCACAGCUAGUACAUCUAAGGUAAAUGAUUUUGACCCUUCAAUCCUUUUAUCUGACGAAUAUAUGGCUGCUUUUGCUAGGAGAUUCAAGAAGUUUCUGAAGAAUCCCACAGAUGGAAGAAGUCCAUCUUCCAGCAGAAAGCCAUUCCAGAAACCCAAAGCAACAGAGAGCAGUGGUGAGCUUCUCUGUUACAACUGCAGACAACCUGGACAUUUCAAGGCAGAUUGUCCACAUCCAAGAGUAUCCAAGAGACAAGGGCAUGAUGGAGAAAAGAAGAAAUUUGAAGACAAUACCAGAAGGAGGAAAGCACUCGUCACAGAACAACUUGACAAAGACCUUUCUGAGACAGAAUCCAGUUCUGACUCUGAUUCUGAUAAGGCCUUAUGUUGCCUUGAUACCGAGACAGAUGACCUAUGCCUCAUGGCUCAUUCUGAUGAUGAGGGAAGGACGUCCAUGAAGGUGUUCUCAACUAUCUUGAUUGCAAGCUUUCACCCAUUUGGGCAUCCUAUCAAAGAGUUGGGAACCUCACAGAGAUUAGAGAAGAACUCAAUGCUGAAUUGAAACGGCUUCAAGGGAAAAUCUGUAAAGGACCACCCCUACCCUUUCCCUUAAUAAAAGAACAUCUCUGCCUUUCACUUUG